Messenger RNA from Hydra vulgaris (swiftwater hydra), 759 nucleotides. RefSeq names its product soma ferritin. NCBI's taxonomy places the organism in Eukaryota, Metazoa, Cnidaria, Hydrozoa, Anthoathecata, Hydridae. Gene Ontology annotation, biological process: iron ion transport; intracellular iron ion homeostasis. Gene Ontology annotation, molecular function: ferrous iron binding; ferric iron binding. Gene Ontology annotation, cellular component: cytoplasm. The record is from RefSeq and is a predicted model, not a curated record.
GUGACUUUUUCUAUAAGAUCUUGCACAUCAGCAGAUUUGAUUAUUAAAGAUUGUUGUGCUUCUACAGUGUUAGAACCAGCUUUGUCUUGCGAACUUUUUACUUAAUACAUUAUAACCUUACAAUAAAACGAAAAUGACAUCACAAUGCAAGCAAAGCUUUCACCAAGAAAGCGAAGAAGCUAUUAACAACCAGAUAAACAUGGAGCUGUAUGCCAGCUAUCAAUAUCUUUCUAUGGCUUAUUAUUUUGAUCAAGAUGACGUAGCAUUGGAUGGUUAUUUCAAGUUUUUCAAGCAUCAAUCAGAUGAAGAGCGUGAACAUGCUCAGAAACUAAUGAAAUAUCAAAACAAACGUGGUGGUCGAAUAAUUUUAAAAGAUGUUCAAGCUCCCCAAUUUCAAGUGAGUACACCAGUGUCAGCUUUAGAAGCAGCACUUGAAUUGGAAAAGAAAGUUAACGAGUCUUUAUUAAAUGUACAUUCUAUUGCUGGAAAGCACAAUGAUCCUCAUUUGAGCGAUUUCAUAGAAUCUGAGUUCUUGGAUGAGCAAGUCGAUUCAAUCAAUGAAAUAGCCAAAUUGAUCACCAAUGCUAAGAGAUGUGGUGAUGGUUUGGGUACCUACCAAUUUGAUAAGCUGACCAUGUCAAGUUAAAUGUUUACACCUAUUUAUAGCUUUGCUUUAAGGACUGUACAAUGCAAUCUACAUGUUUAUUAUAAGAAAUAUAAUCUGAAAAAUUAUUCUAGAAAAAAAAUCUUACCCAUGUA